Messenger RNA from Sporothrix schenckii 1099-18, 459 nucleotides. RefSeq lists its product as uncharacterized. The coding region runs from base 1 to 459 and encodes 152 amino acids. Lineage: Eukaryota; Fungi; Ascomycota; Sordariomycetes; Ophiostomatales; Ophiostomataceae. The transcript has a single exon. The record is from RefSeq and is a predicted model, not a curated record.
AUGGAAUGGAGCGCGAGAGAUCAAGUCUUCGGGUCGGCUUUCAAGAUAUCGCAAAGUCGCGAUGCCGAGAGUCUAAAGCAACAGUUCGGGUUCGAGACGGCACGUCUGAGCGUUCGACGUCAUCGGCCAGCGGAUAUGUCUGCUUUGGAAACUGGACACAACAGGCGCAAAAAGCCACUGAGCAAAAAACGACAGCCAAAACGACGAGAACCAAAACGAUACGACAAUGGAAGAGACGAAGUUGAAUGCCCCUUCUUCUCCGAUCCGCUAAAGGGUGUCGGACUUGACAUGUGGAGCUCCUUCUCCUUUUUGUGUGGUGGAUGGCCUCCUUCCUUCCCUGAAGUCGAAGAUAGGGGCCUAGUCGGUCGCUCUUGCAUUUUGGUGCCAAUGUCACAAGGAAAUGAGUUGCAGCGACACACUAAACGCGACCCAAUAGCGGAGACUGCAAAUGGUAAUUAA